AGGAAGGGUGCAAAACGGCAUGGCAUCACAAAUCCGACGUGGUGAACAAUGAUUGGUUAGAACCAGCAAAGGCUCACGGUGAUUGGUUAGUUUCACAACGAACACGUUGCAAAGCGUAGUGUCGACUCCAUAGUCAAGUCUUCGCGGAACCACUUCCACGCCUGUCACUGUAAAAUCUCCGUCGUUACUGAAACAAAAACCGAUUCAAUAACACAUUGAUACGCGAACACAACACAACACAACACAUUUCGUGUUUUGAUCUCAAACCCUAAAUUCGCAACGAGAUCCAAACGAGUAUAUCAGAGUUCUGAGAUUGCGUAACGGAGAAAGAUCCGAAUCUCAAUGGCGCAUCGAAGAGCCAAAUUGCUGUUCCUUCUCUGCGCUAUUUGCUAUUCUCUCAAUGCCAUUGCCGCAAAGAGCUAUUAUGAUAUACUUCAAGUGUCGAAAGGUGCAUCGGAUGAUCAGAUUAAGAGAGCAUAUAGGAAGCUUGCAUUGAAGUAUCAUCCUGAUAAGAAUCAGGGAAAUGAAGAAGCUAAUAAGAAAUUUGCCGAGAUUAACAAUGCUUAUGAAGUAUUGUCGGAUAGCGAGAAGAGAAAUAUUUACGAUAAGUAUGGUGAAGAGGGAUUGAAGCAGCAUGCUGCUGGUGGAGGAAGAGGCGGCGGAAUGAACAUGCAGGAUAUUUUUAACUCUUUCUUUGGUGGGGGAUCAAUGGAGGAAGAGGAGAAAAUUGUAAAAGGUGAUGACGUUAUUGUUGAUUUGGAUGCAACCCUCGAAGAUUUGUACAUGGGUGGUUCCUUGAAGGUUUGGAGGGAGAAAAAUGUUGUAAAGCCAGCACCUGGAAAAAGACGCUGUAACUGUAGAAAUGAGGUUUAUCACAGGCAAAUUGGGCCUGGGAUGUUUCAACAGAUGACAGAGCAGGUCUGUGACCAAUGUGCUAAUGUCAAAUACGUAAGGGAGGGAUAUUUCGUCACUGUUGAUAUUGAGAAAGGCAUGCAAGAUGGCCAGGAGGUGCUAUUUUAUGAGGAUGGCGAACCCAUAAUUGAUGGAGAAUCUGGAGAUUUAAGGUUUCGUAUCCGUACCGCACCUCAUGAGCUUUUCAGAAGGGAAGGCAAUGACUUACAUACCACUGUCACUAUUACCCUGGUUCAAGCCCUUGUUGGUUUUGAGAAGACCAUUAAACACCUUGAUGAACAUCUAGUCGACAUAAGCGCCAAGGGAAUCACAAAUCCAAAGCAAGUAAGAAAGUUCAAAGGGGAGGGUAUGCCGUUGCAUGUCAGCACAAAGAAAGGAGAUCUUUACGUCACUUUUGAGGUUCUGUUCCCCACGUCGCUAACAGAGGAGCAGAAAACAAAUAUAAAAUCAAUUCUUGGUUAGAAUACAUUCAGGAUACAUGCUAUUUCGCUCAUUAUGUCCUCAAUGUAACAUGAUUAUUAGGUGGAUGUGAGUUGCAGCAAUUAUACAUGGCUUGGGCUUCUCGCCACCAUUUUUUGUUAGUUAACAAAUAGAUACCUUAUUUUUGUUGUUGAUAGUGAUGUGCCUUCUGUGUUCCAUGUCAUCCCAACUCCCAUGACAGUGCCUUAUUAUGGUGCUAUGUUGAUACAAGGACAUCGCAACACUAGCUGAAAGAAAAACAUACUUGUAUUAGCUUGCUUUGUGUCUGCAAUUGUUCAUCUUGUGAGCUAGGGUAAACACAACCAGAUAAACGGAAUACCUGAUCAAAUGUGUCGGUAGAAGUGAAAGGGUUUUAAUUUGUAUGGCCAAAUAAAUUCUGCGUUUAGAUGUUUGUAACCAAUUAGUUUUUUAAGUUUUUUUUAGUAGUAAAUUGGUCCUUUAAAUUAUAAAAUGCUUGCAUCGUUACUCUUUAUCAUACAACUUUGUCA
Messenger RNA from Trifolium pratense (red clover), 1880 nucleotides. Its product is annotated as dnaJ protein ERDJ3B. NCBI's taxonomy places the organism in Eukaryota, Viridiplantae, Streptophyta, Magnoliopsida, Fabales, Fabaceae. Gene Ontology annotation, biological process: protein folding. Bases 343 to 1374 code for a protein of 343 amino acids. The record is from RefSeq and is a predicted model, not a curated record. The transcript has 10 exons.